This is a messenger RNA of Diutina rugosa, 1446 nucleotides long. RefSeq lists its product as uncharacterized. The record is from RefSeq and is a predicted model, not a curated record. The transcript has a single exon. Bases 1 to 1446 code for a protein of 481 amino acids. Lineage: Eukaryota; Fungi; Ascomycota; Pichiomycetes; Serinales; Debaryomycetaceae.
AUGGAAAACGAGGCAAUUGUACACCUGGAAGGUCCAGGAGUGGAAUCAGUCAAGGAAACAGGGUCUGGGUUGCUUCCUGAACUCAACAGCCCAUCCGGGCUCAGUCCUCCCGACUCGUCGGCGGACGUCAUUCUGCCCCGAGCCGACGUGUUGGCUGAAUAUGAAGGAGAUAACGAUGCUCUAAGCAGCGGUGGAGAAGGCCUACACACAAAUUUUAUCGAUGAUUUCAUUGCUGACUCCAAGACCGAGGGGCAUGCUGAUCUGGGUGAAAAUAAGAUAAAUGGAGCUAAUUCCACCAAGGAAGGUGAGCUUUUACCUGAUUUUAAAACAAAGGACGAACCAAAGAGCGACUCAUUGCAAAAUACCGAGGAUCUUCUUGAUAUCGGCUCUGAACUAACCGAAACCCAAGAGAUUAAAGAAACAUUGGAAGAUACCACUAAGGAUGUCAUAAUACCAAAGAAGAACGAUGAUGCCUCUGAAACCAUCGAAUCAACUGAAAAGAAAAGCACAGAUAUCGAGGAAAGUUUAUCACAAAAGGAUCUACAGAAACAAGAAGAUGCCAUUGAAGAUUCACGUUUUGAGAAAGACAUUGCUGCCACUACCAAUAACGAGACAAAACCCAACAAUGACGAAGUAGGCAAUAAUGUUGGUGAUGACGAUUUCGAUGAUGAUGAUGAUGAUUUUGAUGAUUUCAACGAGUUUCAAGGGUCGACUGACUUUGAAAACCCCAUAAUUGAUGAUGUCGAAUUUUCAGCAUCCACCGAUACAACCGGCGUGUUUCCCGAGUCUUUAUUCAAGAACCUUGAUGCUUAUCGCUCCAAACUUGAUGAUGUGCUUGCCUCGAUAUUUGAUGACUUGAACGUUGUUGACAGCGUGACCAAUCGCGAGGCAAUUUCAUUACUUGAUGAUAGAUCACGUCAAGUUUCUGAAGAGAUUGCAAGACUCCCCCGAUUGAAACCUCCUAAUUGGACUCGACUGAUUAUCCGUCACAACUUGCUUAUAAGUUUGGGUAUUCCCAUAAAUCUCGAUGAGACCGCUGGUGCACCAGCUGGGGGACUGCUUAUGGCAAAAUCUGGGCCCUCAGCGCACAAAAUCGACUGGAAAGGACUUCCAGUACCCGCAUUUGAGGCCCUCAACCUCGAGCAAGCUGCUGCUGAUGAGAUAUUAGCCAAGUCGGCUGCGACUUUGUCACGUAUUGAUGUGGACAACCUUACAAACUCAACUGCUCAGUUUCUUCAGACCCAACCAGAGUCAGUGGUAGACGCGAAGCUUGAGUUAUUCAAAAGCAACUACACUGAGUUGUUGACUCUUGCCAGCGUCUGGCAGCACCAGUUGGAAGAACAAACCAAAAAUACCGAGAUCUAUGGCGAAGUCGUGCAAAGUAUGAUUGGCUACAGUCACAAGAAGCAGCGGGAAGAGAUCAUGGAGGAGAAGCGACGAAAAUAG